UUUAUUUUUUUUUUUGAAGACCAGUAGGUUACUCCCCAAAUUAAUAAAUUUCAGUUGGCUUUAUCCUUAUAGCAACAAAUCCAUCCAUGUAUGUGAAUUUUAGUCACUAAUUCAAUUGCUUUUUCACGGGUCCAAAUACUUUUAACUGCAGUAUCAAAUAAUUAAUGUUGCCCAAUUAAUUCCACAUUCUUGUACUUUUUCUUUGAAAGAUUCUUUUCUUUUCCUUUUAACAGGGGAACUCCAGCUAAUAAGAAUGGGCAUUCAUGGCCUAACAAGUUUUGUAGGGGAACAUAGUGAAUUCUUUGUUGAUCUGCAGCUGAGAAACACAGAUGUAAUAAUUGAUGGGAAUAAUUUGUAUCAUCACCUUUAUUUUGAUUCAAAUCUGGAUAUUCAGUAUGGUGGAGAUUAUGAUUCUUUUACAGAUAUUAUACGUCAGUUUUUUCAGUCAUUGGCUCUGUGCCACAUACAGCCAUAUGUUGUGCUGGAUGGAGGUAAUGAUGCAUCUAAUAAAAAACUUGCAACUUUAAAGCAACGAGCUGAGGAAAAGAUCCAGGCAGCCCAUUCACUUUCUCGUGGUGGUGGAGGAAGUGUAUUGCCUUUGCUUGUCAGAGAGGUCUUCAAGCAGAUUCUAACUGAACUACAAGUGCCCUUUGUACAAUCAUUUUCAGAGGCAGACAGGGAUAUUGUAUCUCUAGCCAAUCACUUGAGUUGCCCUGUGUUAACUUUAGAUAGUGAUUUUUGCAUUUUUGACCUCCAAUCAGGCUAUUGUCCUCUAAAUUAUUUUCAGUGGAGAAAUCUUUGUAAAUGUAAAGACUCACAAGAAUGCUACAUCCCAACACAGUGUUUCUCAUUACAAAGAUUUUGUAGACAUUUUAGCAAUAUGAACAAAACCCUGCUGCCUCUUUUUGCAGUAAUGAGUGGCAAUGACUACAUAAAUCUGCCAGCUAUGGAAGUAUUCUUUAGUAAACUAAACCUUCCUAUAGAGAAAUCCCGGCGGAAAAGUAGAAAGCAUGGCCACAUUCAGGGACUGCUGAACUGGUUAUCUCAUUUUGCUGAUCUUUCUGAGGCAAUGGAAAAUGUAUUGAAGUAUUUUAAAAAGCAUGAAAAAGACGACAUACGACAGCUUCUCUCUUCUUUCAUGAAAGAAUAUGAACCAUCUAAUAUCAAUCUCAAAGAUUUUUUCCAGAGUGGUAUGUAUGAAUCUGAGGAAAUGAAGAAAUUAAAAUUACCACAGUGGGUUGCAACACACUUAAUUAAAGGACAUCUAGCACCAUUUAUUAGUGACGCUCUUAUAUUAAAAAGAACCAUCCUUCCUGUUCAAGUGGAGAAUAUGCAGAGAAAUAGUGCUCAUUCCAUAACUCUGCCAAUUAGACAAGUUAUCUAUUGGUUAUUGUUGAACAUUUCACCAAGUUCCCUUAGUCCCUCUUUGAACAAACAGCCAACUUCAUUUCCUCCUGUCUUCUAUGAAUUUGAUAGAUUCCAAAAAUCACUCAAGAAAUCAUCUGUUUGUGUAGCAGAAUUGGCACAGAAAUUUCCAGACAAUCAGUAUGCUUUGGCUACAUUAAAUGAGGCACCCAUCGCAGAGCGUCUUCUAUUUUUUUUCGAGACGUUUGGAGUAUCAGCCUGUGUCCUUGAACCAGUUCCUUGUUUGCUGCAACUCCCUAUGGCUGCAACCUGUUACUGGACCAAGUUUUCAGAACCCAAAGUGACACUACAGCACAUCAAGGCUUUACUACUUGGAGUAACAUUUGGUGAAUUAGAUAAGAUGUUGCACAUUCCAGAUCCUGAAACACCACAUGCUGAGGUCAAUAAAAUUGUACAUGACCAGUACUUGAAAUGGAAAGAAAAGAAAUCCCCAAAAGAUUAUUUGGAAUUAGAUGUUGCACACAUUUUCUGUCAAUGGCAGUGCUGCCUGCAAGCAGGAUUGUAUCUCAACCAGCUGCUUUGUAGACCUUUCCCUGAGCCAGAUCUUACACGGCUUUAUAAUGGGACCCUUGUCCAUAGGUUAUAUCAACAGCUUAAAUCCAGUUCCACACCAGAGAACCUCCUCAGUACAUCGCCAAAGAUCUACAAGCUUUACUGCAGCAUGAUACAGAUAGUAAAAGAUUCAACACCACCAGGUUUCUUUCAGAAGAAAUCAAAAUCCCAAAGGAAAAAGAAUAAGAAAAUUAUUAAUAAAUUGCCAGAUACACAAGAAAGCACUAUGGUGGACACUCUACCUUUCUGUAGUACUAACAGGUUUGCAACACUGGCAAUAGAGAACUGAAAGCUCAUUAUUCCAGACUGGUUGUUGAUAUUUAUCUGUCUUUGGGUUUGAGAAGUUAUUUCUCAAAAGAAUUAAAGAAGUAAUGCUAUUAAAAUGGAUUUAUUCGUUUGGUAAUUAAGGAACAUGAAAAAUUGCUGUAUUGUUUCUAAUAAUGGAUAAUUUUUCAGAAGAUAUUUAAAAAAAUAAUCUUACUUUGGAAAUGUUUUUUGAAAGAUAUUUCAAAGAUGCUUACCUAUUGUGCUAUCUUUUUAUUGUUUUGUUGCAUGUGUAUACAUUUAAGGACAUUAUUUACCUUAUUUAUGUUGUAAUAAUACCAUAGAUAUUUUGAUUUUUUUGCUUUACAUAUCUUGUAAAUCUUAUUGAAUUGCAAGGCUGCAAUGGCAUAUGAUAAUGAAGAAAUAGAGAAAAAAACAGAACCAUUGCAAAAGAGAAACCUUAGCCUAGUGUAGGGAAAAUUGAGGAAGCGAUUGAAAGCAACUCUGUCAUAAUCACAUUAAGUAUACAUUGAUCUGAAGAAUUAUUUUGACAGGCUCUCAAGACUCUGUUACAUUACUCUACUAGCAGUAAAGCUCUUUUCAGAAAUCCAAGUGAUACUUGUUUUCCGAAUUUUACAGAUUAAAAAUGAAUAAAUAAAAUAUAGAAGUCUGCUUUUUAAAGGCUUUUAAAAAAAGAUAAGAAAUCUGAGUAUCAAAAGACUGAUGUGCAGGAAAGAUUUAUGAGGUUUAAAAUUCCUCUGCUGAAUAAAAGGAAAUGUACAGUAAUAGUAGUUUCUCUCAGCCAUUUGCAGUUAAUCAGGAAACAAACUCCACAAGCACUAGUGGAACUCUAUUUGCAAGAUAAAAUAACAAACUUGUGCUAUGGACAGAAUUUCUCUCCUUUUUAUACAGAAAAAAAUCAAAGUAAGGUAUUCCUAAAUUGCUUGUUCACCUUCUCUCUUUCGGGGCUAAGCUGCUGUUUAUGUAACCCUCUUGCAUUCCCCCUUCAAGUUUACAUUCAUAGUCCUUUACUAUGUCUCUGUAAAGUCAGAUAAUAAAUCUGUCUCCGUGAUCAAAAGAAGUAUAUCUGAGUAAAACCUACUGAAUAACAUUGAUGUGAGUCAGUGUUGGGUUGCCAUUUUUUUUUACUACCGGUUUGGGUGCGCUCACGUGUGUGCAUGCGCAGAAGCGGGCAGGUGGUGGAGCCUCCCGCUGCCGCUACUAAGGUUCACCUGAUUCGGGCCGAAUCAAGAGCAACCCAUCUCUGAUGUUAGUACACUAUGGUGUUUAUGUCCUACAUUGGGGCCUCCCAAGAUAUUUGAUUGGAUGCUGUGAGAAUAGAAUGUGGAAUGGAUAAAUUUUGGCCUAGAAAAUCUUUAAUUUGAAAGAUAGGAGAGUAGGGGGACCACUG
Molecule: messenger RNA, 3652 nt
Organism: Thamnophis sirtalis
Lineage: Eukaryota; Metazoa; Chordata; Lepidosauria; Squamata; Natricidae
Source: RefSeq, a predicted model, not a curated record